AUGGAUUUAGCACAUGGUGUUCUCUCUGGUGAUGUCAAAGCUGUCAAAAAUGUGUUGGAAUCAAAGAAAAAACUCAAUAUUAACUUCAGAAACAUGGGUGAUAAAGGUGCUACACCAUUGUAUUAUAGUAUAAAACAAGGUAAUAGAGAGAUAGUAGAAUUACUGUUAGAGAAUGGUGCUAGAUUGGAUUUAGGUAUGAAAGACGAAAAUGAGAAUGAUAUUCCAAUGUAUUUUGCCAUGUUAGCUUUAGUGCCUCGUGUAAAUAAUGAGUUAUUAAAACUAGUAACACCUAAAGGUCCUAUUGGUAUAGAUCAUAUCUUUUAUAAUGGAAAAAAUGUAUUAUUUCACUGUAUAGAUCAUAAUGUUCAUCAUGAUGUGAUAGAUUAUAUUUUACAUAUUGGUUCAGCUCAUCUAGUUACACAGUAUACGCAGGAUAACAUAUGUGCAAGAGAUUAUGCAGUUAAAUUACAAGCUGAUAAAAUUGUGCAGGUUAUUGAUAAGAAUGUUUGUCGCUGGAUUGUUGAAGGAAAAGAUAACAGAAAAAUAUUAUUUUUACAUAAUUAUCAACACAUUCCACAAGUUAUACUGACAAAAGAAGAAGAAGAAGCAUUCUCCUGUUUACCAGAUUAUUAUGAUCAAAUCAGUAAAUUUCAUGAUGCAGUAGAAAAUAGUGAUUAUGAAACCACACAUUAUCUGUUAGAUUUUAUAGAUUCUAGAGUUUUUGGUAUAUUAGAAACUUGUUUAGCAGACUCCAGACGACGGGGAGAUGGUCAGCCUGCUAUCCAUAAAGCUGUAUUAAGACAUAAUAUUCAAAUUGUACAAUUACUAGCUGAAACAUUAGUUUAUCAACAAAAACAAAGAUUAGAUUCUAUCAGAGAUCAGUCAUUUCGCACACCCCUACAUUAUGCAUAUGGUAUGGAAAAUGAACGCAAUUUGGUUAAUUUAUUAUUAGAUUAUGGUGCCUCAGAAUUUACUGUAGACAAGAAUGGUCAUUCACCAUUAGAAUUUAAAGAUAGAAGAGGAGAAAGAUUAAUGGAAGGAUUAUUAGAAUAUCAGUAUGAUCAGUAUCUAAAUGAACCAGAACCUGAUCCAUGGUCCAUACCGUUGUCAAUACCAAUAUUAGGCUAUUUUCUCAGUUGUAGUCAUCCUACACAUUUAUCAACUAUCAUACCAUCCAAACCAUCAUCAUCCUUAACAGCUAGUCAACGUAGAAGAUCUGUGCCAGAGAUGAAAUUACGCAAAAUUGCUUCAAGAUCAGCGAGCAUUGCUUCACAUUUAGCCAACUUCACUGAAGCUCUGCGAUCACGCUUAGCUCAAAGAAGCUACCAUCGUCAUUCAACUGAUAAAGAAUAUUUUCCCAUACCUUCUGAUGAAAAUAAACUUGAAGAAGAUCCUGAUCAUUUUUUGUUAAAUGGUGAAGCAGAUGAUUUAUUAACAGAAAAAGAAAUCAAAAAAUCAUCUUCAUGUAUGAUGCAAUGA
Lottia gigantea (owl limpet) is the source of this 1479-nucleotide messenger RNA. RefSeq lists its product as hypothetical. The transcript is spliced from 12 exons. Gene Ontology annotation, molecular function: protein binding. Bases 1 to 1479 code for a protein of 492 amino acids. Lineage: Eukaryota; Metazoa; Mollusca; Gastropoda; Lottiidae. The record is from RefSeq and is a predicted model, not a curated record.